Molecule: messenger RNA, 4111 nt
Organism: Syngnathoides biaculeatus (alligator pipefish)
Lineage: Eukaryota; Metazoa; Chordata; Actinopteri; Syngnathiformes; Syngnathidae
Gene: gigyf1a
Product: GRB10 interacting GYF protein 1a
Exons: 23
Coding region: 751-3993 (1080 amino acids)
Biological process (GO): insulin-like growth factor receptor signaling pathway
Molecular function (GO): protein binding
Source: RefSeq, a predicted model, not a curated record
AAGACAGGAAGUUACGGCAUUACCUGCAGGGUCUCCGCCAGUCCACAUUUUAGUCGGAGCAAGCGAGAAAGGCGCCAAAAAAAGGGAAGGGAAGGAAAGGAGGGAGCGAAGAAAGGAGGAGUGCGGGUCGCGUCUGCUCUCGGCAGCUGUUCCAGCAGCUUGUUAUUAUUGUUCAAAUUUUUUUGUUGUUGUUGUCCUCGGCUGUGACUUUUCAAAUAUUCCUGUUUGUUUUUUUUUUUUUUUGACAAACUGGUUCAGGUUUUGACCUUAAAUGUGAGAUCUAACUGCUGUAAAAAGUAAACCACAAAAAGAUAAGUGAGAGUGCAGGAGAGAGUGUUGGGAAAAACUACUCUCAAUUACUAUAAUUUUUUUUUUUUUUUCCAUUGAUGAUUUCCAAAGUUCCUUUUUUUUUUCCUUCAAUGUUUUACAACCUUAAUGGGCUGUGAGUAGCAGGAGCUUCCAUUCUCCAACCUUUCAUCGAAGCCUUUUCUUUACGGAGAACGGACUGAUAACCUGGUACCCCUCAAGCACCAACAACUGGCAGCUAUUCUUGUGGAUGUUUUUUUUUUUUUGGGGGGGGGGUAUUUUUUUGGUUGAUUUUUGAGGAGGGGGCGCCCUGUGACCACAAUUUUAAGCACCACUCGGCCUUCUAGUCACCCAAGCCUAACUUAACCUAACCAGCUCAAGCCUCGUCCUGCCUGCUCCGACAUCUCUGGACAGGAUACUCGCUUCUGUGUGGACGUGAGGAAUAUGACUGCUGAGACUCUCAACUUCGGCCCAGAAUGGCUCCGUGCACUGUCCAGUGGGGGGAGUGUGACGUCCCCCCCUCCCUCCCCCGCCAUGCCAAAGUACAAGCUGGCCGACUACCGCUACGGCCGAGAGGAGAUGUUAGCACUUUAUAUCAAAGACAACAAGGUCCCGGAGGACAUGCAGGAUAAGGAAUUUGCUGCUAUUCUGCAAGAUGAGCCCAUGCAGCCGCUGGCACUGGUGCCUCUCACUGAGGAGGAGCAGAGGAACUUCUCCAUGUCCGUGAACAGCGUGGCUGUACUGCGGCUCAUGGGAAAGGGGGUGGGCGGAGCCGCCCCGGCCGGCGCGGCCCGAGGACGCGCCGCCGCGCGAGGCAGCAGAGGCCGGGGCCGCGGGGAAGGUGGAUUCUACCAAAGAAGUAUUGAAGAUGCUGAGGUUGGUUUCGGUCGAAGCUCCAGAGAGAUACAUCGUAGCCAGAGCUGGGACGACCGAGGUGAGCGUCGAUUUGAGAAGCCGCUGCGACGGGAAGGGGGUCGUCCCGGCUUUGAGGAGUCCGCGGGCUCCGGGGGCUCCGGGAGGAAGGAGUACACAAGGGCUGACAGCGAUAACUGGCGCACCCUUCGGGAAGAGCAGGAGGGGGAGGAGGCCGAGCCGGGAAGCAAUUGGAGAGUCGCUGGACCCCGCAGGGAUGAUGGCGGUCCCCGUUCAGCAGGCUGGCGGGAUCACGGCGGUCCAAGUGAGAGUCGUCGUCGCAAGUUCGAUUUUGACUUCGGCGGCUCAGAGAACCCGAGCGGCGGCCGCCGGCGCGCCGGCAGCGAGGGGCCGGAAGACGACAGGGACGGCCUGCCUGAGUGGUGCAUGGACGAGGAGGAUGGCGGAAUGGGAACGUUUGACUCCUCAGGCGCGUUCAUGCCUAUGAAGAAGGGUGGCAAGGAGACAAUCCUGGAGGAGGAGUUGGACUUCAAGGGCAUUGAAAAAGAGGAAGAAGAGGGGAGUGUUCCUGAUGUGGAGAAGAGCAGCAGUGAUGGAGACAAAGACAAGGGUUCAAAGCUUCAUUCCAGUGAGAGUAAAGAAGCCACGUCAGCUGCGGUCGACGGGGAAGCAAAGGCGGCGGCGCCUUCUUCCUCCCCUUCUGCCCAGUGCGCCCCUCCAGCCGUGGAGUCCCAGCAAAGCAGCAGUGGGCCAACAGUGGAGAGCACGCAACUGAGCAUCAGCCACCCUUUAAAGGAUAGUAGCCCAGCAAAUGAAGGAACCAAGACCCAGGUGAGCCCAAACACUGCCUCCUCUUCAGCGCUGCCUCCACCGCCGCCAUCUUCUGCUGCUCCCCUCCUCCCCCAGUCUGGGGUAGGAGACAUUGAGGAUGAUGAGGGCAUGAAACACCUGCAACAGGAGGCAGAGAAGAUGGUGGCGUCGCUGCAAGACACCUCUUUGGAAGAAGAGUGUUUUACGCAGGCGCUGCAACAGCAGCAGCAGCAGGAAAGCAGGAACACCGCAGCCGCUCUCCCUCUGUCGCACGAGGCCGCCAUGAAGUGGUUCUAUAAGGACCCACAGGGAGAGAUUCAGGGUCCAUUUACUACCGUGGAGAUGUGCGAGUGGUUCCAAGCUGGCUACUUUACCAUGACCCUCCUGGUCAAGCGGGGCUGCGACGAGGGCUUCCAACCCCUGGGCGAAGUCAUCAAGAUGUGGGGCCGUGUGCCUUUCGCCCCGGGGCCCUCCCCGCCGCCCCUGCUGGUGAGACAGCCACCACCAACGCAGCGCCCACAGCCCACCCGGGGGCCCGCCGGGACUGUGAGUCAGAGCUCGGCCAACGUAGACGAUGGGAAGGGGUGGAUGCAGAAGGGAGGGAGGAUGGAUAGACAGGCAAUGGGAAACUUGGACCAGGAGCGCCUGAAAAAACAGCAGGAGCUGGCAGCUCUUUAUCAGCAGCUCCAACAGCAGCAGUUAUUCCAGCUCAUUAACCGGUGCAGUGAGCAGGGUAUGAUUCCUUCGAUGAACAGGUCGAUGUCAGUGCCAGAUACAGGGUCCAUGUGGGACAUGCAUACCUCAGCUUCACAGCCGUCAGGUGGUGAAGCCAGUCUUUGGGAUCUAACAAUGAAUCCUUCUACUCAGGGUCCAACUCUGGAACAGCUUCAAAAGCUGCAGCAGGAGCGGCGAGACGCUGAACUCAGGGCGAAGCGAGAGGAGGAGGAGCAACGGAAGCGGAGGGAGGAGAAAAGGAGGCAACAGGAGGCACAAAAGCGAAGGGAGGAUGAGGAGCUUUACAGACGCAAGCAGGAGCUGAUCAUGAAGCUACUGCAGCAGCCCCCCCAGCAGCAGGGGCCGGUGGCAGGCGGCUCCGGCUGGAGCGGGGCUUCUUCCUCCGGGCUCUGCAAAACGGGCAAGUCCCAAACUCUCUCUCUGCUGGAGAUGCAGCAGGAGACCGAAAGGCUCCUGAAGCAGCAGCAGCAGCAACAGCGAGCCCAGCAGCAGAGGGAGCGGCACUCUGGCAUGUCGAUGGGGGGAUCGUCCAUGGGAAGUCAGUGGGUGGACGGCGUGGGCAUCUGGGGAGGACCCGGAGGCAUGGAUGGAAAAGGCGGAAGCGGCGGGAUGGGCAUGUGGGAAGAGGCCGUCAAGAACCAGGCCGGCCUUCGGGGCAACGGCGGCAACAACCUGGGCUUAAAGAACAGCCGCAGCAGCCCUUCACUCAGGUUCGAGCAGUACAUGAUGCGCCGGAAGCGGACGGAUGAGGAGGAGAAUCUGCUGAAGCUGUUGCAGGGCAUGAAGCCCCAGGACGGCUUCACCACCUGGUGCGAGCAGAUGCUGCACGCGCUCAACACCUCUGCCAGCAACUCCUCUUCUCUGGAUGUUGCUACAAUUGUGGCCUACCUGAAGGAGGUGGAGUCUCCCUACGCAGUGUCGGAGUUCAUCCGGUCCUACCUGGGGGACACGGUGGAAGCCAAAGAGUUCGCCAAACAGUUUCUGGAGCGACGUGCCAAACAGAAAGCCAACCAACAGAGACAGCAGCAGCAGCUAUCGAAGGAAGUGGCUGGGCUGAACUCGAUGCGAGGCAUGAACGCGAGCGCCCUGCAGUCCAUGUUCCAGGCCGGCCACAUGGGCAAGACUGGUCUCUAUGACAACCCAGGAGGGAAAAUGAAAAAGAAACAGCCCAUGAUGCUGCACUCUGAUCCCAGCAUCUUAGGCUACUCAUUCCACAGUACAGCAGAGUGUUUGAGCCUGAAUGAGAUGGAGAUGGUGGAGGAUUACUGAUGUGACGCAGCGCAGCAGCAAUAGCUACCUGAGGCCUUCUUGUCUUUUUUUAAUCAGACAAACCUGAUGACGAAUGUGCACUGCUAGGGGGACCCGGGGGAGGGACUGUAAGCAGGGG